CUGUAGAUCAAAGCCUUAAGUGAGGAGGUAUUUGUUUGGGAUGAUGGAUCAUACUUAUCACAAAACUCUUGAGAAUACAGCAGUUGUGCAAUUAACUGCAGUUUUGUCAGCAGAAACAGUGCCAUGGGACAGCAUUGAUACCAGCAGUAAGAAUAUCUUCUUGAAUGCAGGCCAGUACUCAGAAGAACAUGUUCUAAAAUGCACAUUCAAAGCAUGUGAUCCAGAAGAAACAGGACAGGUUUCUGUUUUCCGCAUCAUUGAAUACUUACAAGAGAUGACAGGGCAAAGCUAUGAAGACUGGAGGCUUCAAUCUCUCUAUAAGAGAUUGGACCCUGAAGAAAGAGGGCUUACUGUUGAUUUUUCUACCUUCUAUGCUGUUAUGAAAGAUUGGAUCACAGACUGUCGACAGGAAGGGGAAGAGGCUGCUGACUUGACAAAUAGUAUCAAGGACUUACAGCAUGGCAACAAACAGCUAGCAGUGCAGAAUAUUAAACUGCAGAGAACUAUCGAGGCUGCAGAAGAGCUCAAUUCAAGACUUUCUGAAGAGAUAUCUGAGUUGAAAGGGAAGCUGAGAGGUAGCCAGCAAACACUGGAACAAGCUAAAGUCUUGGCAAAUGAAUUGGAAGAUCUGAAAGUUUUUUCAAGAAGUAUGGAGGAGGAAAAUAUUAAAUUACACACACAAGUCCGGCAGCUGGAAAAAGAGCAGCAGCUUUCCUCUGUUCAAGUGGAUAAUCUUCAGGAUGAGAACAAAAAGCUACUUCUGGAAAAAGAAAGCUCAAAGUGCAAAAUCAAAGAGCUAUUUACAAAGAAAGCCAAAAUGAAGUCCCAACUCUGUGAGUAUGAAAAUCUUAUUUCCUGCAAAGAUGCUGCUCUUAAUGAGAAAACAAAACAAGCUGAAGAGCUUACAAUAACUCUGGGUGAAUAUCGAAUGAUGGUACAGGAAUUGAAACUGGAAGUUAGUAGGCUUCAAGAACACUUAUGUCAGUCCUAUCAAGACCUAAACAUGUAAGUGCGACUGCCAACACAAAACAUUAAUGGUCCCGUACAGCCACCCGCACAACCACUCUGCGUGGAGAUUGAAGAAUCACGUAGACAGAUCAGUAAGGAUUGUGGCUUGCCUAGCCCUUUGUGUGGGAUGUUGCAUUCUUUGGUGAUACAUCCAGUGGCUGAAGGAAACAUCAGUUCUGUGGCAGAAGAAUUGGAACAUAGCAAGAAAGGGUCAGAUGAUACCAAGGCAUUACUUCCAACUUCACAUAGUUUGUCUCAGUUAAGCCUUGUGACUGAUGGUAAACUAACAUUGAAGAAUCAGGAACAUAAACAACACCAAAAUCAUCUUCCAUCAGAGAAGGGGCAAAGCGUGGAAGAAUCUGAACAGAGCCUGACAAAUGAACACACUGGCAACAGCAAGACUCUUGAAUUGACCCUAAAGAAUAGUGAUGUGUGGACCUACUCAUCUAAUAUAGAGUCUCAGUUGGUGUGUUUUUCCUUUCAAGAAAUCAUGGUUUUCAGCUCAGCAGAAUUAAGCUCUGAAGAAGCCUUGCAGGAACAUGCUUUUAUCCCAAAUGACAGUGAGCUAAUCCCAAUUGUUCGGAAAAAAACUAAUGGCCACUCAUUUGAAAUCCUACUUCAAAGAUUGUUUGAUAUUCCAUUAGGCUAUCUAUUACUGCACUUCCUCCAGAAACUGGUAUUCCUUGGGCUCCUGCUUGUGUAUGUUUCCUUGCUGGCAAUUUUCUGUUUAGUUAUACUCUACAACCAAUGUUCUUUCUGGAUUGAGCCAAAGGGAAAUUUCUGGCCUUUCUUGCAAUUGCAGUAUCGACACUCGCCACCUCUCUGACUAUCAUCCCAUCCGUUAAUCUAUGCAAAGGAAAGGAGAUUGUCUUGGAAGAUCCAACAUGAAAAUAAAUAUUCUAUGGGAAUAAAUUAAA
Messenger RNA from Candoia aspera, 1925 nucleotides. It is a transcript of the gene KASH5, whose product is annotated as KASH domain containing 5. The transcript is spliced from 17 exons. Gene Ontology annotation, molecular function: dynein complex binding. The record is from RefSeq and is a predicted model, not a curated record. Lineage: Eukaryota; Metazoa; Chordata; Lepidosauria; Squamata; Candoiidae. Gene Ontology annotation, biological process: spindle localization; homologous chromosome pairing at meiosis; spindle assembly. Gene Ontology annotation, cellular component: lateral element; chromosome, telomeric region; nuclear outer membrane.